AUGCUGGAUUCUCGCGCUUUUCACUCUUUUUACGGUCCGAUGUACGGGGCGCUUACUGCUCGGGAACAACAACGGUUUUGCUUCCACCAUGUGAAUGUAGUGCUAAAGGGUAUCCUGUUGAUCUGCGUAUCAUCUUCCAUUGUGCAGGUCACGAUAGGUGGCAAGGAAUGGACGGAUCCGUAUUACCACAACUCGUCCGUGACUCUCUGGGAGACAUCAACCUUCGCCAGUUAUAUCGUGGUUGCGGUUAGUCUCCUUGACCUCAUUUACGACACGAGUCUACGCCGAGUAUAUAUGGUUCAUCAUGUGGGAGUCCUCUUGGCAGUUCAAGGCCUCGUAUUUUCCAUUGUGAACGCACCAGUAGAGAGGGCACAGGAAAUGCGGUACCUAGGAAACAUGUCCGAAAUUGGCAUGUUCUGGGUCCUGUUCUCGGGGAUGCCAGGUUUCACAUCGCAUCUGACGCUUAUACUCAGACGAUGCUUUACGCACGGAGAUGUCAAGAUGCGUAACCUCUACUAUUAUGCGUUCUAUGUGAAUAUCUCAGUAACGGCCCUCGAAGUUGUGUCAAUCUCUUACCUCACUUACGCAAGCCGGAACAGAUUGCCUGUCGCUGCUGCGAUCGGUAUCGGUGCUCUGCAGGUUUUAUUCACUUACACAAAAGUAAAUAAAUGCCAGCGUAUCUACGCUGUGUAUGAGGAACAGUUGGCGGCGCUCAACAAGAUCCGACUAUGA
Messenger RNA from Aspergillus caelatus, 732 nucleotides. RefSeq lists its product as uncharacterized. The transcript is spliced from 2 exons. The record is from RefSeq and is a predicted model, not a curated record. Lineage: Eukaryota; Fungi; Ascomycota; Eurotiomycetes; Eurotiales; Aspergillaceae. Bases 1 to 732 code for a protein of 243 amino acids.